AUGGUUCAAUAUUUGCUAAUAACGGCGAACGUCGGAUCUUUGUUCGAGCCAGAUGCUCGAUUGCACGCAGCGUGGGUCAAAACUGUCGCUGAUCAAGUUGACUAUGUCGAUCCAUCGUUUUUUGUCAUUCAUUUGCAAGAAACUGGCGGGAAGAAAUUCACAGAAUGUUCUCAACAAGUUCCUAUUAUCAUCAGUCGUUUAUCCACGGCACUUCCAAAGUUUGACCUCCUGAGAGCUUAUGUUGAUAUCGACUAUGAAGCUAUUGAAUACACAGCUCUCGGAGCAUUGUGCUUCAUCAAGAGGUCAUUGUGGUCCAGUGUCUCUCAGUUUAAUUUCCACACAAAGAAAUAUGAACAGCUUACGAGUCCAAAGGAAGUGGUUACUCAUGGAUUGGAGAAUUAUCCAUACGUCGUCAAACACAAAUUUCCAAAAGAUUUCUGGCCUUCUAUCAAAUGGGGACGUAAGGGAUACAUGCAGACACGAUGGAAAAUUGCAAACAGAGUAUUCGAUUUUGUCAAUGCUCAUCUUUUCCAUGAUGAAUCAAACUUGGCUCUUAUCCACGAGAAUCCACAACUCUACAGCCAAAACCGCAAGCGAGCACUCGACUUUGUUCUCUCUGAGUUGUCUGCCUUGGAGAAUGGAUGCACACCACUGCUCUUCGUAUUCGGAGACCUUAAUUUCAGAUUGGACUCUCGCUCUUUCUUAAACCGUUUAACUGAGCGGACCGCACCACAUCCCGUUGAACAAGAGCAGAUGGGCUCGUUGGCCGAUGGUCUUCAGACACCCACUGCCAGUCUUCAAGUCGCUGCACACCCAUCUGAGAAUCUAAGAAGGACAGUUUCUGCAAUUGAGUUCCGCAGGGAGUCAGACAGCGAUGACAGUCAAAACAGCUGUGUCCUCAGAAUCGAAAAGAAGAAGUUUGACUAUUUCAACCAUAAGAAACUCUUGGACGACUGGCAAUCAUACAGAGAUGACGAUAAGGAAGCUGAGAACUUCAAGAGCAUGUUCGAGAUGAACAUUAACUUCCCACCAACAUACCCAUGGAGUGAGGAUCCAGAAGAUUCUGAAACCCUCAUGAAGACAAGAGCCCCAGCAUGGUGUGAUCGAGUACUGAUGAACAAAAAUGCAUUCGGAUUGGUGAAAGAAGGCGGACCAGAGUAUAAAUCAUUUGGAAUGGAAACUUGCACUGGAGAUCAUAAGCCAGUCAUGUUGACAUUCAACAUCUAA
This is a messenger RNA of Caenorhabditis remanei, 1227 nucleotides long. RefSeq lists its product as uncharacterized. The record is from RefSeq and is a predicted model, not a curated record. The transcript has 9 exons. Bases 1 to 1227 code for a protein of 408 amino acids. Gene Ontology annotation, biological process: phosphatidylinositol dephosphorylation. Gene Ontology annotation, molecular function: inositol-polyphosphate 5-phosphatase activity. Lineage: Eukaryota; Metazoa; Nematoda; Chromadorea; Rhabditida; Rhabditidae.